Amaranthus tricolor (Joseph's coat) is the source of this 3331-nucleotide messenger RNA. Its product is annotated as protein ACCUMULATION AND REPLICATION OF CHLOROPLASTS 3, chloroplastic. Gene Ontology annotation, biological process: chloroplast fission. NCBI's taxonomy places the organism in Eukaryota, Viridiplantae, Streptophyta, Magnoliopsida, Caryophyllales, Amaranthaceae. Gene Ontology annotation, cellular component: cytosol; extrinsic component of plastid membrane; chloroplast outer membrane. The record is from RefSeq and is a predicted model, not a curated record. The transcript is spliced from 16 exons. The coding region runs from base 177 to 2435 and encodes 752 amino acids.
AUAGGCUAAACACUGCCCCUUCAAAUCUUCAACCUUUCUCCUUCGAUUUCAUUAGUAGUAUUAAAUACCAUGCUUAUUGCAAUUCACUCCACAUUUCAGAACAUUACCAAAUUUACUUAAAAACCUUCAUUAAUCCCUUAUUCUUUAAUCUCGUCUUCCAAGUUCCAACACUCGAAAUGGCAAAAUUGUCGACAUUCUCUUCUCCAAUCCUCAAAAAACCUUCUAUAUGCUUCCUGAAAGCCUCCAAUUCCUUCAGUUUCAGUUCUGCUUCUUUAUCAUUUUAUAGUCACAUUAGCUUUGGGAAAUCAUCGACUGUAUUGAAUAAAAAAUGGAUUAAUAUUAGUUGCUCUAAUUCAUCUUCGUUGAAGAAUUGCAGUAAUUCCAAUGUUAAUUGUUAUGGUAAAUCUGCCGAUAUAUGGUCAGAUUCUAAGUUUGUUGAAGUUAUUGGUAUCGGCAAUAGAGUUGAUUCUGUUCUUGAUUUCUGCCUUAGUUCAUCAAGCUCACAUUCACUUAGAUUUUGGAACGUUACCAGAAAAGAAUCACUCCAAGGACAGUUAUGUCAAAGGAUUCUUGAAAAAGAGAAAUCUCCAAAUAUUGUCGACGUGCCUGUAAAUCAACAACUACAUUCUAAGGCUAUUGUUCUUGUGGCAAGUGCUGGCUAUGGGGAUGAUUAUGUCAUGGCCAUUGAUAUCCUUAGAAUGAUUAGAUCUAGCGGUGGAUUGGCUGUUGCUGUUGUAGUCAAACCUUUUAGUUUUGAAGGCCAAAGACGCCAAGAUGAGGUCAAACUUUUGAUUGACAAACUCCAAAAUAGUGUGAACUUUUGUAUAGAUAUAGAUAUUGACACCUUGCUGAAGAUGGAUUUAGUCACUCUAGAUGAAGCUUUGAAGACUGCUUAUCAAGCUGUUUUGUCAGCCAUUAAUGCUGUUUCCAUUCUUGUUUCCGAUACAUACAAAAAACACAUGCAUUCUCUGCAUGAUAGUCUGACACAAAUUGCGGUUGGUGAAAUUGUAAAAGUCUUGGAGAGUUACAAGGAAGGAAGAGUUGGAUUUGGUACUGGCCAUAAUGUCAAGGCAUCCAUUGUACAAGCUGUCUAUGACUGUCCUUUUCUCUCCAUCGGACUUAAGGACCAUGAUGGAGUAGUUAUAUGUAUUCUUUCAAGUUCCUCAGCGAUUGGAGAUACUGAUGUAUGUACUCUUCUGCGUACUUUUCGUGAAGUAACAGAGUACAAUAAAGAAGUCAUACUUUCUAUUGUUCGUAAUCCUAAUAUGAAGCCUAACAUGAUAGGAACGACCGUGAUAACAGUAGGUGUUUCUGAAAAAAAGCCCCUUCAGAAAAGCAACAUUCUUUCUCGGUUGGCGGACAGCAUCCCAUUUGUUUUCAACUUUUUGCGGAGGCAAGAUACGCAAUCAGGAAAACCAGAGGAAAAUAACUUAAGAGAAAACAUUUUUCCUUCCACGCUGGCGAACUUCAUGAAUGAGGUGCUUGUAGAUGAAAAUUAUGGGGAAAAGGAUUCUGAUGAUGGAGAAACAAAUAAGGUUGAUUAUCAAGAUAAUGAUGGUUAUGCGUCCAAAUGUAUAGAACAAAAUAUACAAGCAGUCCAAACUAUUGCAAGGAAGCUAUCUAUCAAUCGGAACCUCAGCCGAGGACAUCCUCAAGAAUGGCACGAGGAAGAGAUAAAUGUUUCUGGAGCUGAUCCUAUGGCUGAUAAUCCACGAACAAUUCUGCUUCCAGUUGGUGUGAGAUUUUCUGAUGACUUACAAAGAACUCGUGAUGAAUCAAAUUUAAGUCCUGCAGAAAAAAUUGACAAUGAAGAUGUUAAAAUGCAAGCAUCAGCUCUUCUGGGUGUUCCAUCUCCGAAUGGGACUACAAAUGGGUUUUGGAAUAGCGCAUCAGUGUUAUUGAAAAGAAAACAACUUAUUGCGUCUAAGAAGCAUGGAGGUCUUUCUGCUCGUGCAGCAUCUAUGCUGGAAUCAGAAAGGGAUACUAACACAAGAUGGAGUCCUGUGAUGGAGAUUCGCUAUAGAGGAGGAGUCUAUAAGGGCCGUUGCCAAGGUGGUCUGCCUGAAGGCAGGGGUCGCCUUACCUUUUUGGAUGGUACCGUCUAUGAUGGAAUGUGGCGAUAUGGUAAAAGAUCGGGAAUCGGAAGCCUGUUCUUUAGUAACGGAGAUGUUUUUCACGGAUCUUGGAGGGAUGAUCUUAUGCACGGAAAGGGCUGGCUUUAUUUCCAUACUGGAGAACGAUGGUUUGCCAAUUUUUGGAAGGGGAGAGCAAAUGGGGAAGGAAGAUUCUACUCGAAGUCUGGAGAGGUCUUUUUUGGAUAUUUUCAAGAUGGUUGGCGACAUGGUCAGUUUCUUCAUGUCAAAGUUGAUGGCACAAGGUUUGUCGAGACGUGGGAAGAAGGUAUCCUGGUGAGUUCUGAGGAGGUAAACACAUAGCGUAGUCUAGUAAAUGUAGAAGAGAAGUUUUAUCAUACUUUCUCAAUUCUCCUCUUUUGUUUUCUCCUGCCUAUGCUUAUUAUUAUAACUAUCGAGCUGUGUUCAUAAAGUGUAAGCUAAUGUUUCUGUCUAUGAUAAUCCAUUGUUAAUAGAUUAAACUGGGUUUGAGUAGCAUAAGAUAUGUUGUAUGUAUAAAGUCAUAGGGGGACAUGUAAGAUUGUGUAGACUCUAAAGAGAUUGUUAUUAACUAUAAGCUCUAUAGGAUUUUAAUGUAUAAAGUGUGUCUUUUAUGUUUAUGUCAAAUUUUGGAUGCCUAUAUUUUAUAUGAUAAAUGCCUACAAUACCAACAUUCAGUGUAACAAUUACUUAUAAUAAAACCUACUUUGAAUGCAAAUUUACAUUUUAUUUGUGAACAACUAUACUUUAUAUGAUAAAUACUUACAGUUUCUAUAAUAAAGACCUACAUUUUAUAUUACAAUGACCUACAAUGUAUAAUAUAAACAACUCUUGUCAGUUUAAUAAAUUAAACAAACCAAAUUAUAGCAAAUAAAGCUAUUCGAUAAUAAAGAACACACAUCUUUUGCCUUUGACCUUAGAUCCUUGUCUAAAGGCCAUUUAUCUUCUAAAGAAUGCUUGAUGAAUUAUACCUCAACAUCCUCAGCCACUGUUUUUCCAACAUCAACUUCCUCUGCCACUGUUUUAUCAACAACAUCAACUUCCUCUAUAUCGAUGUCAACUCCGAAUCCACUACUCUAAUCUUCAUAUUGAUGGGUAAUUGGAAACCCAUCCAAUACACAAACUCUCUCACCAAACCCCCUACUUUUGUCAAUUUAAAAUUUUGAUUUCAAUUGACCCUCUGAAAUGUUUUUAACCAGAGCUAGUGACUUUAAAUAAGG